Psylliodes chrysocephalus is the source of this 1278-nucleotide messenger RNA. The record is from the annotation of a GenBank genome assembly. Lineage: Eukaryota; Metazoa; Arthropoda; Insecta; Coleoptera; Chrysomelidae.
CAGCAGUAGCCAAAAAUCAGAUGUAUUUGAAUUGGGCAUUGAAGGCAUUUUUGAAAUCCUUCACAUUAAAAUAAAUCCUAAAGUCAUUCUUACCGAUGGUGAUCUAGCGGAAAGAAACGUAUUACGUAAAUAUUGGCCGUGUCCUCGAAUUUGUUAUUAUGUACAUUCCAUGUCCUAAAAGCAUGUUGGCGUUGGCUAAUGAUGGCACAACAUUCUGUACCAAAAGAAAAAACAGCAAUUUUAUGUCAUGGUCAAAAAUAUUUUAUAUUCUAAAACUAGCACAGACCUCGAAAAUUCAAAGCAAGACUUUUUUGAGAAUUGUGAACAUGAAAACUUUAAAACAUAUGUUGAGAACAUGCUAACAAGAAUAGAGGAGUGGGCAGUUUUCUAUCGACAAGACCUUCCAUUGAGAGGUACAGAUACAAAUAACUAUACAGAAGUCAUGUUUCGCUUAUUGAAAGAUAUUCCACUGAAACGCAAAAAAGCUUUCAACGUAAAUUAGCAGAUUUUGUUGUUACAAGCUUUGAAUCAUAUUAUAAACAACGAAUUCUAGAUUUAAUCUUUGGUCGAGAGUCAAAAGUUGUUACCUCUCGGUACCUAAAAAACUAUAACACGAAUUGUAAAAUUAUGUCAGCAAAUAUGGAGCAGAUGGAGUUUACCGUCCAAAGUAAAACAAACAAUCAACUAAUUAACAGGGUUGAUAUGUUAUGUUGCAAAUGUACGUGCCCUGUAGGAUUUAACGGCAAAUAUGGCAAGCAUAAAGCAUUAGUGAUUAGGAACUACAAUAUUUUAUCGGUUUUAAACAACCUGUCGACAAACGCUAAAUUAAAAUUGUACGAAAUUGCAACUGGCAAUAUUGCACCCGAAAGAAUAUUUAUUCCACUACAAAAUACAGAAAUAACCUACUUUGGAGUGUGCGUUACCAUCAUCAUCUAUUACGCCACACAAAAAUGAAAUAUCUUUAUUUAGAAAUGGAAUAAUGCAGCUUAAUAAUGAAACGUGCUUGCCUUCAGAAAGUGAAAUUGCAGAAUUAAAAGAUAAAUAGAUAUCGUAUUCUAAUGAUAUAGUUAGUAAACUUGAACAAGAUCCUCAACAAUUUUAUCCUGCUAUUUAAGUAAUGUAGAUAAAUAUGCACACACCACUACUGCAUUACUCAGUGGAAUGCAUUCAAAUAUAAAGGCAUUUCUUCAAAAAAUAGGACUUCUGCCAUAGCAACUCGCCGCAAAGGAAAUAAAAUUCCUAUUCAACCAACGUCAGUAGCAAGAAAAAAAUUGGGGG